AUGCUAGCAUUGGCGGCGGCUGAAGAGCCAGCGCUCGACACGACCUUACGCACGCGAUUGGCAGGACCAUCGUCGCAUAAGGCAGGCCUGGACGAAGUGGACAAAGAACAAGUGAAUCGUAUUAUUUACGAAGCUUCGAAAGGCUCAUCUUUUUUUGAGAAUGAGCGUAAAAAGGAUGCGGCCACCACCAAACGCAUCGAAGCCUUACUGGUGCAGUACGAAAAAAUCAGGCACAAUGAUUUGUCCUUAGAAACGCGCAUUGUUGAUCACAUGCUGCAUGAUAUGGAAAGUAAACGCGAUUUGACUCAAGUGAUCUGUCAUGUGGAUAUGGAUGCAUUUUAUGCGUCUGUGGAAGAGCUUGAGCGACCGGAAUUAAAGCAAGUGCCAAUGGCCGUCGGUAGCAUUGGUAUGCUUUGCACAAGUAACUAUAUCGCUCGUAAAUAUGGCGUUCGCAGCGCCAUGCCCGGAUACAUCGCCUUGAAACUUUGUCCUUCGCUUCAAAUCAUCCCUCUUCACUUUCCAAAGUACAGAGCUGCGUCAGCCAAGGUGCGAGCGAUCUUUGCUAAGUACGAUCCACAUUUCUGCCCAAUGAGUCUGGAUGAGGCUUACUUGAACCUGACCGAGUAUCUGAAAACAUCCGAUUUGAAUCCUGCGCAGCUCGUCGAGAAAAUUCGGCAGGAAAUAUUUGAAGAAACACAGCUGACAGCAAGCGCAGGCAUUGCUGCGAAUCGCAUGCUUGCUAAAGUUUGCAGCGAUAUCAACAAACCCAAUGGUCAGUUUUACUUACCAAACGACCAAGAAGCCAUUUUCGAGUUUGUGGAUCCAUUGCGAAUACGAAAGGUACCUGGUAUUGGACGUGUCACGGAGAGAAUCCUUGAAGCUCUGGAAGUGAAAACAUGUGGCGACGUCUACCGCCAACGGGCCAUCUUGUACAAGCUAUUGAGCCCCAUCAACUUCAAAUUCAUGCUUAAAUGUCAUCUCGGCAUCGGAUCCACUACCAUUAGUGAAGAGACCGUCAGGAAGAGCAUCAGUGUAGAACGAACUUUCCGAGCCAUUUCUGAUACAACUCUGUUAAUGGAAAAAGUGGAUGAACUGGCCGUUCUGCUGGCACAAGAUCUGGCCAAAAGCAACGUCGAGGGAAAAACUAUCACCAUCAAGCUUAAACUGACUACGUUUGAGUUACGGACACGAGCUAAAACAAUACCGGCAUAUACGUCACAAACAAGCGACAUAACACGAAUAGCUCGAGAGUUGCUGUUAAAGGAACUACCGGUGAAUCUCCGAUUAAUGGGUCUCAGGAUGUCCAACUUGCGACCACGCGGCCAAGAUGAUCAAGGUGUGAAAAAGGUAAGUCAGAGCGAUGAUCCUGGGGAAUGCUUCACAAAACUGAUACGGCUAUGA
Radiomyces spectabilis is the source of this 1401-nucleotide messenger RNA. RefSeq lists its product as uncharacterized. Gene Ontology annotation, cellular component: nucleus. NCBI's taxonomy places the organism in Eukaryota, Fungi, Mucoromycota, Mucoromycetes, Mucorales, Radiomycetaceae. The record is from RefSeq and is a predicted model, not a curated record. Gene Ontology annotation, molecular function: damaged DNA binding; DNA-directed DNA polymerase activity. Gene Ontology annotation, biological process: error-prone translesion synthesis. The transcript has 11 exons. Bases 1 to 1401 code for a protein of 466 amino acids.